Carlito syrichta (Philippine tarsier) is the source of this 2230-nucleotide messenger RNA. It is a transcript of the gene ZNF879, whose product is annotated as zinc finger protein 879. Lineage: Eukaryota; Metazoa; Chordata; Mammalia; Primates; Tarsiidae. The transcript is spliced from 2 exons. Gene Ontology annotation, molecular function: DNA-binding transcription factor activity, RNA polymerase II-specific; RNA polymerase II cis-regulatory region sequence-specific DNA binding. Gene Ontology annotation, cellular component: nucleus. Gene Ontology annotation, biological process: central nervous system development; regulation of transcription by RNA polymerase II. The annotation marks the transcript as partial. The record is from RefSeq and is a predicted model, not a curated record.
ACUUACCUGAGUGCCCUGGUGGCUGACCUGGAAGGAUGGGAGAGUUUUUCUGAAACCAUAGUUUCUGAAGAAGAAAAUCAGGAAGUCAUGAAAAAACUCAUAGUUGAUGGUCCUUUUGACUUCAAGUUGGGAAAAACCUACGUAAAGGAGAACAAAUUAGAGAAACAGCAAAGCAAAAAGAACAAAAUUUUCAGGAAAGUGUUAGUUACCAUCAAAAAAAUGUACAUGAAGGACAGGAGCUUUAAAGGUAUUGAACUUGGGAAAAAUCUUGUUCUGAAAUCAUCACUUAUUAGAAAACCCAGAAUUGUUGCCAGAGGAAGGAAACCCCGUUCACAGCAGUAUUCAAUUCUGUUUAAACAACUGGGAGUCAACACAGUGCGCAAGUGUUAUAAGUGUAAUGUCUGUGGGAAAAUCUUCCUCCACAGUUCUUCCCUGAGCAAGCAUCAGAGAAUCCAUACUGGAGAGAAGCUCUAUAAAUGCAAGGAGUGCAGGAAAGCUUUCAGCCAAAGCUCAUCCCUAACUCAGCACCUGAGGGUUCAUACAGGAGAGAAACCUUACAUAUGUAGUGAAUGUGGGAAAGCCUUCAGUUUCACCACAUCUCUUAUCGGACACCAGAGAAUGCAUACUGGAGAGAGACCUUACAGAUGUAAGGAAUGUGGGAAAACGUUCAAAGGCAGUUCGUCCCUUAAUAAUCACCAGCGGAUCCAUACUGGAGAGAAGCCCUACAAGUGCAACGAGUGUGGGAGAGCCUUUAGCCAGUGCUCGUCUCUCAUUCAGCACCAUCGGAUUCACACUGGAGAGAAACCAUAUGAGUGUAGUCAGUGUGGGAAAGCCUUCACUUCGAUAUCACGGCUAAGCAGGCACCAUCGAAUUCAUACCGGAGAGAAACCUUUUCAUUGUCAUGAGUGUGGAAAAGUGUUCAGUUACCACUCGGCCCUUAUUAUACAUCAGAGAAUUCACACCGGUGAGAAACCGUAUGCAUGUAAAGAAUGUGGUAAAGCUUUCAGCCAAAGCUCAGCUCUUAUACAACAUCAAAGGAUUCAUACUGGAGAAAAACCCUACAAAUGCAAUGAGUGUGGGAAAGCCUUCUCCUGGAUCUCAAGGCUUAAUAUACAUCACAGAAUUCACACCGGAGAGAAACCAUAUCAUUGUAAGGAGUGUGGGAAAGCCUUUAGUUCCCACUCAGGAGUUAAUACUCAUCGAAAAAUCCAUACUGGAGAGAAGCCUUAUAAAUGUAAUGACUGUGAAAAAGCCUUCAACCAAAGCUCAGCUCUCAUUCAGCACCAGAGAAUUCAUACCGGAGAGAAACCCUAUAACUGUAAAGUAUGUGGAAAAGCCUUCAGACAGAGUUCUUCCCUUAUGACACAUAUGAGAAUUCAUACGGGAGAAAAGCCUUAUAAAUGUAAAGAAUGUGGGAAAGCUUUUAGUCAGAGCUCAUCUCUCACUAAUCACCAGAGGACUCAUAAUUGAGAAAACCUGUAUAAAUAAAAUGCAUGUGGGAACUCUUCCGACUGCAGUUCAUUCCCUGUUGAAUAUCAAAUCCUGGGGAGAAAGUGAUGGACGAGUAGUUGAGGGUAAAACUUAGAAGUUAGGCCUCAUCAAACAUCGGAGAUUUCAUGAUGCAGGGUAACCCUGGGAAUAUUAGAAAAGCUAUAAAAUAUUUGUUACUGUGUUCUUAAGUUAUUACUGUAAAAUUGAGAAUUUUUAAGAUUGCAGGGCUAGUUGUUUUCUUUUUAGUGAUGUAUGAUAACAGCCACCAGCUUUCAUAAGCAUCACUGGGAAGCCUGCUGAUUUAUUAUGUAAAAGUGCAGCCAUAAAAUCCAGACUUCAGAUAAAUCUAGGAAUCUAUUUUUUGAAAUGACACUUAAGUGUUAUGCAAGCCAGUGGUAAUAGGAAAAAUGUUUUAGAAAAGAAAUGUGUACAGGUGACCUGUAGCUACCUCACUGUCACUAAAAUUUGUUUUUUAUAGUCUUAAAGCAGAUUCUGUACUUGGUUGUCAUAACUUUUGGAUUGUUUCUCUGCUUCCUAAGCCAUUAACCUGAGAAGAAAAUCACUCUGUAAACUAUGCAGGUAUACUGUCUUUUGAAUUUUCUUCCUGACUACUCAUACCAAACUCUGAGUCAGAUCUAAAGUCACUUUAAGUCACAAAAUGCAUGGGAUUUCACUUGCUUUUCACAUGAAGUGAUUACCUUUGCUGUAUUACAUUGAGAAGUAAAGGUUAUUAAGACAA